This is a messenger RNA of Amoebophrya sp. A25, 417 nucleotides long. Lineage: Eukaryota; Dinophyceae; Syndiniales; Amoebophryaceae. The record is from the annotation of a GenBank genome assembly.
GCUCUUGCGGGAUUGUAGUGGAGGUGGCAGCAGCGUCGUGAAAUGCCAUGAUCAGUCAUCACAGUCAGACGUGAACGUCGUGAGGAGGAUGCAGACAGGUCUUGACGUUGGAGCUGUUGAGAAGCGUAGUUUUUGCAUAUGCCCACCAGGACAUGAGACAGCCUCUACCACAUCUGUGGAGCAGACUGAGGUGGUGGAGACAUUCAGGAUUAGUACACGCAACGACGCGGAGCCUGCAGGGGAGCUUUCAUCAAUGAGAGCAGUCGCAAACGAUCACCGACUGGAAGGACAUACUCUUACGCGAUUGAGCAGCGUAGUUAUUACAAAGAACUACGAUAAGGGGACGGCGACUUCAAUUGAGUUUAAAGAUACAACAGGACGAGGAUCCAAGAGGAGUAGUAGCUUCGUGGGCGAGCC